Microcebus murinus (gray mouse lemur) is the source of this 2570-nucleotide messenger RNA. The record is from RefSeq and is a predicted model, not a curated record. NCBI's taxonomy places the organism in Eukaryota, Metazoa, Chordata, Mammalia, Primates, Cheirogaleidae.
AGUUCCAGGCCAAAGAGGCGAGGAAGGCAAAUAGAGAAAUGGCAAAAAUUUUGCUAGCUGCAGCUGGCGGAGGGCGACAAGUGAGACCAGAAAACAGGGACAAACCUCGGCGAGAAAGGCUUGACAGGAACCAGUGUGCCAACUGCAAAGAGCAUGGGCACUGGGCACGAGAAUGUCCCCGGAAGAAAGGGGGACGAGAGUUGAGAGGGUCCGAAAGGAUCCUGAUGGCGGGCCAAGCAGAUGAGUAGGGGGAACGGGGUGGGCCAAGCACAGGCCGCCUCUUUACAUUAAAUUAAAGCCCGGAGCCGAGCCGGCCAGAGUCAAGCAAUAUCCUAUGUCCCAAGAGGCCAGAAUGGGGAUAACGCCCCACAUUCAGAGACUUCUGGACAGUGGGGUUCUCCGGAAAUGCCAGUCGGCGUAAAAUACACCCCUAUUGCCAGUAAAGAAACCGGGGGGACAGGACUAUAGGCCCGUGCAGGAUCUUAGGGAGGUCAAUGUGAGGACCUUAGACAUCCACCCUACUGUUCCAAACCCCUACACCCUGUUGAGCUCUCUCUCCCCUACUUUGUCGUGGUACACUGUCCUAGACUUGAAAGAUGCCUUCUUCAGUCUGGCGAUAGUGACACGCUGCCAGGAGAUCUUCGCCUUUGAGUGGCAGGAUAAAAAGAGAGGGAUCCACGGACAGUUGGCAUAGACGAGACUGCCCCAGGGAUUCAAGAACUCGCCUACUCUGUUCAACGAGGCCCUCCAAGAUGACCUGAGUGAGUACCGAGCCAACCAUCCAAAGGUAACUCUGCUGCAAUACAUAGAUGACUUGUUGUUAGCCGCCCCCGAUCCCUGGACUUGCCUAGAAAGCACCAAGGACUUGCUUAGGGUACUAGGCAAACUGGGGUACCAGGCCAGUGCAAAAAAGGCCCAGAUUUAUAAGGAUAAAGUCACCUAUUUGGGCUAUAAGAUAAAAGGGGGCCAAAGGUGGCUAACUGAGGCAAUAAAGCAAACCGUGUUAAGAAUACCUACCCCAACUUCUAGCCGGGAGCUAAGAGAAUUCCUGGGGUCGGUAGGCUACUGCCGCCUCUGGAUUCCGGGAUUCGCAGAGAAGGCCUGACCUUUGUAUGAAGGGUGUAAGGCGGGGCUGGCAUGGAAAUGGACUGAGCAGAUGGCGGAUGCUUUUCAGGCCCUGAAGGCAGCCAUGCUAGAGGCCCCUGCCUUAACGCUCCCAGAUCCUACCAAAGAAUUCCACCUUUAUAUAGAUGAAAAAUCGGGGAUAGCUAAGGGGGUGCUUAUGCAAACCCUAGGGCCCUGGAAAAGGCCUGUGGCAUACCUAUCAAAGAAACUGGAUCCAGUGGCGGCAGGGUGGCCAGCAUGCUUGCGAAUGAUCGCAGCCACAGCUCUGAUAGUCAAAGACGCUGAUAAGCUUACUUUAGGGCAGCGGCUGCUCAUCACUACCCCGCACGCUAUAGAAGGGGUUUUAAAGCAGCCUCCGGGACGAUGGAUUACAAAUGCAAGGCUGACCCACUACCAAGGACUCCUGCUGGACGCUCCCCGCAUCGAGUUCCGGGCCCCCACCGCCUUAAAUCCAGCCACGCUCCUGCCCAUCCCCGACUCAGCUGCACCUGAGCACAACUGCCUUGAAAUCCUGGCUAAAACCCAGAUGGCCCGAAAAGACUUAAAAGACCGCCCCCUUCCAAGCAGCGACCUGAUCUGGUUCACAGAUGGGAGCAGUUUCGUCCGGGACGGACACAGGUACGCAGGGGCGGCCAUAGUCGAUGACCAGGGCAAACUAGUCUGGGCGGCAUGCCUCCCACAGGGGACAUCUGCUCAAAAGGCAGAGUUAAUAGCGCUGACAGAGGCCCUUUGCCGGGCCCAAGAAAAGAGACUGACGGUAUACACUGACAGCCGUUAUGCUUUUGAGACUGUGCACAUACACGGAGCUCUCUACAGGGAGAGAGGGUUCAUCACAGCAGAAGAGAAGGAGAUCAAGCAUAAGCCCGAAAUCCUCCGCUUGCUAGAGGCUGUCCUGCUGCCAAAGGCAGUAGCGGUAGUCCACACCCCGGGACACCAGGGUAGAGACUCAGUAGAGGCUAGGGGCAACCGAUGGGCAGAUGCCGAGGCUAAAAAAGCGGCGGGGGGUGCUACGCCACCAAAUAUCCUACACAUCAGCCUUCCGCCCCCGGGCAUGGGACAGAUACCUCCCCUGCCAGACUACUCCAGUGCAGACGAAGCCUGGGCUGCAAAACGACUAACUGCAGAAAAAGGUAAAGAUGGCUGGCUGCGAGACAAAGAACGCCGCCUAAUAGUGCCAGAGACUCUGAGACGUCACCUGUUGACACACCUACACCAGACCACACAUUUAGGAAAGAGAAAAAUGUUACAACUGUUAAACACCGCCCAGCUCAGGUUCAUGUCGCAGGGACGAGUGGCAGACGACAUCGUCCAGGACUGCCGAGCCUGCCAAGUCAUGCAGCCAGAGAGGGUCAAAGGGACCCAUGCAGACGGCAUAUCAACUUAGAUACACCACUCCCACGUGAGGCCAGCCAACGAGAACGACCUAAAACGGUGCCAGAGCCAGU